AUGUUCACCAAAGUGUUCGCCCUUAGCGCCUUCUUGGCUGCUGCCAACGCUGGUCUCCUGCACCAUGGCGCUGUUUCUUCCCAGAGCAUCGUGCGCCACGAUGCCCCUGCACAUUACGCCCCUGCACAUUACGCCCCAGCACAUUAUGCGGAUGGUCACUACGCCGCUCCCCUAGUUCAUGCUGCACCCAUUGUCCACGCCGCCCCCCUCGUUCAUGCCGCUCCUGUAGUACACGCUGCUCCCAUCGCUGUUGCCCAUGCCGAAUACUCUCACCCUAAAUACGACUACGCCUACUCCGUGGCUGACCCUCACACCGGUGACCACAAGUCCCAGCACGAAAGCCGUGACGGUGGUGCCGUUCACGGCAGCUACUCCCUGGUCGAGCCUGACGGUUCCGUGCGUAAAGUAGAGUACACAGCUGAUGACCACAACGGUUUCAACGCUGUAGUCCACAAGACCGCCGGACACCACCCCGCCCCAGUUGUCCACGCUGCCCCCAUCGUCCACGCGGCCCCCCUUGCGCAUAUUGCGGUCGCUCCCUUUGCACAUGGACAUCAUGGCCUCCAUUACUAA
This is a messenger RNA of Arctia plantaginis, 573 nucleotides long. NCBI's taxonomy places the organism in Eukaryota, Metazoa, Arthropoda, Insecta, Lepidoptera, Erebidae. The record is from the annotation of a GenBank genome assembly.